Loxodonta africana (African savanna elephant) is the source of this 5691-nucleotide messenger RNA. RefSeq names its product UDP-GlcNAc:betaGal beta-1,3-N-acetylglucosaminyltransferase 9 (gene B3GNT9). The coding region runs from base 2969 to 4180 and encodes 403 amino acids. Gene Ontology annotation, cellular component: Golgi membrane. The transcript has a single exon. The record is from RefSeq and is a predicted model, not a curated record. Gene Ontology annotation, molecular function: hexosyltransferase activity; UDP-glycosyltransferase activity. NCBI's taxonomy places the organism in Eukaryota, Metazoa, Chordata, Mammalia, Proboscidea, Elephantidae.
UUUUUUUUUUAGGAAUUUGAGGCUCUGUUCCACAUUUUUCUCCCCUUCUAUCAGGCUCCAUCUAUAGUGGUAGCCAGGCACCACCUAAUUCUCAUCUCAGGGUAGAUGAGGCUGUGGUUUGUAACUUGUUUUUUGAUGUAAGAAGUACAAAGAGUUAUGGGGGCACUGAGGAGGGACCUAUCCAAGGCAGGGACCGGGGAUGCUUCCUGGAGGAGAUAUGAGUGUGAGUAAGGGGGGUGGUAGGAGAAGGGCAAUGUUUUGGGCACAGUCAGCUUCAGGUGAGGUCUUGAGGGAGGGAUGUUAGAAGAACAGAAAGUUUAUAGAGAGGUUGGAUCUGGGGGUGGGAGGAUUUCCUGAGAAACCAUUUGGUGAGUAGGGAAGGCAGAUAGCAUGGGUUUGGUUAUUCAUCCGAGCCCUGGUGGUGAAAUGGUUAAGAGCUUGGCUGCUAACCAAAAAGUCGGCAGUGUGAAUCCAAAAGCCACUCCUUGCAAACACUUUGGGGCAGUUCUACUCUGUCCUAUAGGGUCGCUAUGAGUCGGAAUCGACUCAACAGCGAUGGGGUGGGUUGGGGGUUAGCCAUUGUCUUAGUCAUCUAGUGCUGCUGUAACAGAAAUACCACAAGUGGAUGGCUUUAACAAAGAGAAGUUUAUUCUCUCACAGUCCAAUAGGCUAGAAGUCUGAAUUCAGGGUGCCAGCUCCAGGGGAAGGCUUUCUCUCUCUGUAGGCUCUGGAGGAAGGUCCUUGUCUUCAGUCUUCCUUUGGUCUGAGAGAAUCUCAGCGCAGAAACCUCACGUCCAAAGGAUGUACUCUGCUUCUGGCACUGUUUUCUUGGUGGUAUGAGGUUCGCCUGUCUCUCUGCUUGCUUCUCUCCCCUACAUUCCAAAAAUGGCUGACCUAAAACACUGUCCAAUCCUGUAGAUCUCAUCAAUAUUACUGCCACUAAUCCAUCUCACCACAGCAUAGUGACAGAAUCCACAACACAUAGGGAAAUCACAUCAGAGACAAAAUGGCAGACAAUCACACAAUACUAGGAAUCAUGACCCAGCCAAGUCGACAGAUAUUUUGGGGGGACACAAUUCAAUCCAUAACAGCCAUCUUACAAAGUUUGGAUUUUAUCCUAAAGCAGUGACAGUGAGAAGCCUUUGAAGGAUUUCAGGAGUUGAGUCUGGGAGGAUGGUGAGGAUGCACAGAGAGAGAGAGAGGCUGUGAGAGUGGGAGCAGAGAUAGAGGGAAGAGAAUGAACACCAAAACCUCUUUAGGAGGAAAAUGAACAGGCCUGGUGACACUGGAUGAUGGGUGGGGUGAAAGGGCCCCAGAGUUUCUGCUUUUGUCAGUUGGGUGGAGGGUGGGGCCGCCUGCUGCCAUAGGACAGAAGCCAGAUGACAGGAAGGAGUAAGAGGUGAGGUAGUAGGGAAAGCCAGUGUAGAGGUCUCCUGAGAAGCCUGUGAACAGGACAGACAGGCUCCGGAUGCAGGGUUGACUUUUUCAGAAAGAACAUUGGUGGGAAGAAGUCUUCAGAGGGGCAGGCACAGCCUCUGGGAAGAGGAUGGCGCUGGAUAGCAUUGCUGGUUCCAGUAGCCUGUCCUCUGAGACCUGGGGGUAGGGGUUAUCUACUUCAGAGCCCACUGUAUAUAUAGGCUGGAACCUGGAGGUCCUGAGUUCGAGGGAGAGAGAAGUGACAGCAGAGCUAGGCAAGGACUGGGUCCACAAUCUCCAAGGCACCUCUCUGCCCACCUGGGUUCCAGAUCAAACCCUUUGCUUACUGGCCCAUUUCACGAGCUGAACCAGUCCCUGUCAGCCCAAUCUGGCCUGUAGAGGUCCAGGCAUGGUCACUUCCACCUUCAGGAGGCUAUGCUGGUCUGGGGCACUGGGGACUAGGGCCCAGAGCCAGACCUGGGUCUGCCCCGGGGAUCCCUUAGCCCCCGGGGAGAAAGAUUGAAGUGAUUGCCUAUGAAGUUAAAGUAAACAAGAUUGGCCCACUGUCAUGUAUCCCAGUGGGUGGAUGGGGAGAGGGCCAAGGAAGGACAGAAAAAAGAGUCCUGGACUUAAUUUCAGAAGACCUGGGGUAUUGCUCUUUUAUGCCUGUGUGAUUCUGAGAAGCAGUGUCCCCACCUGGACAUGAGCAAAGAGAACCCCUGCCAGGGCUGUGAGAAUUGACUGUACUGUUGUGUGUGUGUGUCUGGUAGGGAGCACGACAGCGCCUGGAGUAAGGAGGCGGCUGUGUGUACCAGGGGCAGUUAUGUGCCCUGGCUGACAGAACCAGAGCUGCGGUGAACUGAGACGAUCUCCGAAGGUCCGACCCCGCCGGCAUUGCGGCCAAAUCGAUGCCUGAGGGCUCCUGGCAACACGGGUCCCGCCCCACUCUGGAGAAGCUUCUUUCAGUUGAGCCUUCCCAACUAGAGUCGAUCCGUGAGGAGGAUCCCUCUCAGAGUUUGGCCUCCACUCGGAGACUGCCCUCCCGGCGCUUGGGCGGAGCUGAGCUCCAGAUGUCCCGGCGCGCACAGCUGGAGAGUCACGUGGCAGCGGCCCCGGGCCCCCCCUUCCUGCCAACGCUGCAUUUGGCCCAGGCCCCGUCCAUGGCCGCCCCUAGGACCCCGCGCUGAGCCCCGGAGGCCCCGGCGUGAGUGUCUGGAUCCCAGGGACCGGCUUGCGGAGGGAGGAAUGAAGAGCUGGGGCCCCAAAGAGGGAGGUGCGGCCGGGAGAGUUGGGCCGAGGCUCCCUGCGUCUCCCAUUCCGGGCCUGGGGACACUGGUCUGGGCCGGGGCUGAAGGUGGGGGGUUGGAACUUUCUCCUUUUCCGGAGGGUGUAUCAGGGCCCCGAGUCGAACGAGCGGAGGUGGAGACCCCUGGAGCGUAGCCUCCGCCCCCUUCCUUCGGGGAGGCGGGUCCAGGAGCCCCUGCCAAGCUCCCGCCUUGAGAGCCCCUGACUGCGUCUCUCCGCAGGGGGCGCCGGCGCCGGCCACGCCGACAUGCGUCGGAGGCUGCGCCUACGCGGGGACGCGGCGCUCACGCUGGUCCUUGGCGCCGCCCUUGGCCUCCUGCUCUACGUGCAGCGCGACGGCGCGGCCCCGACGACGAGCGCUCCGAGACCGCCAGUAGGGAAGGAGGUGCGGAGGCCCAGCUCAGUGCCCCGUGCAUUCCAGGCACCAGACGAGGGCACAGCCCUCUUGGCCUACGAAGGGGACACACCGGCACCGCCCACGCCCACGGGACCCUUUGACUUCGGCCGCUACCUGCGCGCCAAGGACCAGCGGCGCUUCCCGCUGCUCAUUAACCAGCCGCACAAGUGUCGCGGCGAUGGCGCACCCGGCGGCACACCCGACCUACUCAUCGCUGUCAAGUCGGUUGCUGCAGAUUUCGAGCGGCGCCAAGCCGUGCGCCAAACGUGGGGUGCAGAGGGCCGAGUGCAGGGGGCGCUCGUGCGCCGUGUGUUCUUGCUGGGCGUGCCCAGGGGCGCGGGCGUGGACGGGGCUGACGCUGAAGAGGAGGGCACGCGAGCGCAUUGGCGCGCCCUGCUGCGCGCUGAGAGCCGUGCCUACGCGGACAUCCUUCUCUGGGCCUUCGACGACACUUUCUUCAAUCUAACGCUCAAGGAGAUCCACUUCCUGGCCUGGGCCUCAGCCUUCUGCCCCGACGUGCGCUUCGUUUUUAAGGGUGAUGCCGACGUAUUUGUGCACGUGGGAAACCUGCUGGAAUUCCUGGCGCCGAGGGACCCAGCACAGGACCUGCUUGCAGGUGACGUGAUUAUGCAAGCUCGGCCAAUCCGCGCGCGGGACAGCAAGUACUACAUCCCCGAGGCUGUGUACGGCCUGCCAGUCUACCCGGCGUACGCAGGUGGCGGUGGCUUCGUCCUUUCGGGGGCCACAUUGCACCGCCUGGCAGGUGCUUGCGCACAGGUUGAGCUCUUCCCCAUCGAUGACGUCUUUCUGGGCAUGUGUCUUCAGCGCCUGCAGCUCACACCCGAGCCUCACCCCGCUUUCCGCACUUUUGGUAUCCCCCGGCCUUCUGCUGCGCCACACCUGCGCACCUUCGACCCCUGCUUUUACCGAGAGUUGGUCCUGGUGCACGGGCUCUCAGCCGCUGACAUCUGGCUUAUGUGGCGCCUGCUGCACGGGCCGCGCGGGCCAGCCUGUGCGCAUCCGCGCCCUGCCGCUGCAGGGCCCUUCCGAUGGGGCCCCUAGCCACCCAUUACUGCCCAAGGGCAUGGCCCAAGGUCCCUGAACUCAGACCCAGGAUGGAGUGGGUGGAGGCUGGAAGGGGUUUUCCAGAUUGGUGGGUUAUUGCGGUCUAUGUGGUUCUUUUCCAGGAAGGAGGGGAGUUUGGGAUCUGGCCACGAGAUACUACGGUGUAGUCUCCACAGAGUCCUAAGAAUGGAGGUUGAACUUGGCUCCUGCUGGCCCACUCUGCAGGGAGUUGGUCUGGGACCAGUCUAACGGCAACCCCCUGAGAUAGUCAGGGAUGAGGUGGCGGACCCGUGUUUAGUCUUCCCAGUUAAGUAGGUGUGUACUGCGGGUGGGUGGCGGGGUGCUCCUGUGCUUAUUCCUUGGUUUGGAACCCCUGGGAUGAUGCAGGGGAGGCCUUUCUCAAGGCUGACCCACCUGGAGGUGUGGGGGGCCUGGCCUCAGCCCUCAUUCAGCUGGCACCAUCCUGCCACCACUCAACCUGAAGGCACAAGUUGUGCUUCCUCCCUGUCCCUCCAAAUUGGAUUCCCAGCUGUGUCCAGGUCUUUAGCUCUCCCCAUCUUGAAGUCUGCUUUCCUGGACCCAACCCCUCCUGGGUUCUGGUCUGGCUGACACAUGAAGGAUGGAGCCCCACACACAGGGUCUACUGAGUGCCUGGUCCCACCUAGUCUUUCCCCAUCCCCAAUUACCCAUGACACAAGAACCUCCACCCACACAAUUAUGCCAGUCUCCUGCUGGAGGCUGUAGAGCCAAGGACUGUUUUUCCCCUAAAACUCCUCUUCCAUAAAAUUGCCCAUAUUCUUUAACUCCCCUUUCUCAACAAAAAACUAACACCAUCACACUUAUUUUAGUAUAAACAUCCCAGCAACAGCACAUGGUGGGCAGUUGCUCAGGGCAUAGGUGCUUUAUUGGGGCGGGUAAGGAUAGAGAUGAGGAAGGUGGAUGGAACAGUCCUGGCUGCCCCUGAUGGGAUGUGUGGGAGUCUCUGGCCAGGCCACGGUCCACAUGGGAAGACACCACAGUCAAGUCAUAAAGUCAUGGGAGUGCCACAACAGCCCUGGGCUGUUGGCCCAGGAACCACAGAAGCCUGGGGCAGGUCCCCUGCGCAUUCAUCACUAGACUAUACAGGAUGAGGCUGUACAUGAGUUAAUUACAAAAGAAUCAUAUUUACAAAAAUCUGUACACACACUUGAAAAACUCACAAAAUUGUCAUCUAUGUAUCACAAGUUGCUAGACCAAAAUAUUAAAAAUGGGAUAAAAUUAUCUAUUUCUCUCCUCAAUUCUUUUCAAAAGGUUAAUAUUUUUAAAGCACAUAUGCUACUUUCCUUAGCAAGACCCAUGAAGAGACCGAACAGACCCUCCUUGAGCCCCCAGAGGCCUGGCCAGGGGACACUGCCCAAGGCAGCAGCAGGGAGCCAGCCCACAGUGCAGAAAAGAAUGCUGAAACACACCAAAGGAAGGAAGAUGUCUUUGGCUAAAACUUUGGCAUCAAAUAAAAGAGGCAAACAGAA